AUGCCGGUCGGCGGGAGGGUAGCGGGAAAAGUCAGCGGGAUUAUCUCCAACAACUACAACGGCCGAUCCUACCAGGGGAUCAACGAGGAGAUAAUAUGGGUCAGCAUCGGGAUGGGCAUAGCCAUCGCCGUUCUGAUCACGAUAGCGCUGUGCUACAUCAUGAGGGAGAAGUGCAUCGAGAGGCGGGAGUACUACAUUACGGCAUGA
Molecule: messenger RNA, 207 nt
Organism: Anoplophora glabripennis (Asian longhorned beetle)
Lineage: Eukaryota; Metazoa; Arthropoda; Insecta; Coleoptera; Cerambycidae
Exons: 2
Coding region: 1-207 (68 amino acids)
Source: RefSeq, a predicted model, not a curated record